Acanthisitta chloris (rifleman) is the source of this 613-nucleotide messenger RNA. It is a transcript of the gene SIX6, whose product is annotated as SIX homeobox 6. Gene Ontology annotation, molecular function: DNA-binding transcription factor activity, RNA polymerase II-specific; RNA polymerase II cis-regulatory region sequence-specific DNA binding. Gene Ontology annotation, cellular component: nucleus; transcription regulator complex. The coding region runs from base 19 to 594 and encodes 191 amino acids. The record is from RefSeq and is a predicted model, not a curated record. The transcript has a single exon. NCBI's taxonomy places the organism in Eukaryota, Metazoa, Chordata, Aves, Passeriformes, Acanthisittidae. Gene Ontology annotation, biological process: regulation of transcription by RNA polymerase II; eye development.
GGAGCCGGCGCCGCCUCCAUGUUCCAGCUGCCCAUCCUCAAUUUCAGCCCGCAGCAGGUGGCCGGGGUAUGCGAGACCCUGGAGGAGAGCGGGGACAUCGAGCGCCUGGGGCGCUUCCUCUGGUCCCUGCCCGUGGCCCCUGCGGCCUGCGAGGCGCUCAACAAGAACGAGUCGGUGCUGAGAGCCCGGGCCAUCGUGGCCUUCCACACGGGGAACUACCGGGAGCUCUACCACAUCCUGGAGAACCACAAGUUCACCAAGGAGUCCCACGCCAAACUGCAAGCCCUCUGGCUGGAAUCGCACUACCAGGAGGCGGAGAAGCUGCGGGGCCGACCCCUGGGGCCGGUGGACAAGUACCGGGUGAGGAAGAAGUUCCCGCUGCCCCGCACCAUCUGGGACGGCGAGCAGAAGACACAUUGCUUCAAGGAGCGGACGAGGCAUUUGCUGCGGGAGUGGUACCUGCAGGACCCUUACCCCAACCCCAGUAAAAAGCGGGAACUGGCUCAGGCCACGGGACUUACCCCCACGCAAGUGGGCAACUGGUUCAAAAACCGCAGGCAAAGGGACAGGGCAGCAGCGGCUAAGAACAGGUAAGGUGCUGCCCGUCCCGUCG